AUGAAAUUGCAACAUAUGUUCAAAGUCAAACUCGUCGUGGGUCACUUCCUGUACAAGUUGGAGAUUCAGGACCAAAUCCCAUGCUCUCCACCUUUUCAGGCACUGCUGCUUCUCUGCAUCCAUGCGCUUCUCCUCCUUCGCCCUCAAGCGAUUCUUGUUCCUCGACGGAACCCAUCUCUCUCGUGCACAAGAUCUCACGUAAGCUGUUCAUGUGGCAGCCGAUCGUUCGCAUCUCCGCAAUCAUAUGUUGCAACCUCGGACAGCUUGUCUUCAGGGGAAUUCGUUCAGGGAGCCUCGCUUGAUUCUACAUUCACCCGACAUACCUCAUUUCCUUCCGCCAAUCGCCACAAAACUCAGCGAGAAGAAGAGCCUCCGUGCAGGAAAGAUUCAGCUCGUCGAUUGCGGAGAAAUAGACAAGUAUGAUGGAGAAGCCAUAACGGUGGGCUGCUCAGCCUCGCGCUAAAUUGCGGGGACACAGUAAGUACUACAGCGACUGCAGUAUAGUCAGCCGCCAUACCCGAUGAAGACAAAUUACGUAUUCGACUGAGGGAAGUGUCCCGGUGACCUACAGUACAGUGGUAAGGGGCCUAAGUUUUGCUCUAGGGUGAUUUGCUACUUCACUGCCUCAAUGGACUGAUGUCUCACUCGUCAAGAUCUUGUCAAGAUCUUGUCCACAUCCAUCGAUGCUUGACGACGAGAAUCAGCUUUUCCACUAGUGAUGUGAAUGCAUCAGGAAUGGAUUAGUGAUGUCAUCUGACUCAUGUCUUAUCCCUAAUGUCCCACUGCCUUUCUCAAGAGACUGUAAAGUUUAGAUCUGUAUGACUGUAAUCUUGAGCGCUUUAUCGCUUCUCGUUUGGUCCGCACGAAUGCCCUUCCAUGAGCAAACUGGUUUCUUUCAAAUUUCUGUAUGAGUUGUUAUAGUUGAUAUUCAGGCAUGAAGGUCUGUUCAUUGAGGAACAUGAGCCCUUCGCACGUAGACCGGAGGUUAGACAUGCAUCAUAUAAAAUUCUCGUCUUGCCGUUCAGCAAAUAUCCGCGAAAUUGACAAGGCAAAUUGCACCUUCUUAGCAGUAUGGUUUCGGACAAACUAGACUAUCUCCAAUCGCAUUUAGCACCCGACGAUUAGCCUUCAAUUUGCGGCUCGUGGCGGAUAGAAGGUACAAGUAUCCCAAGUGAAUCUCAGAUGGUUACAACCGUACAGAAGAUGUGCCGGCAUGUCCACAGCGACAGACACAUCUACGAUUCUCCUCACAGUUGAAUCAGAAUCUCUCGGUCUACCUUUCUCUCGGUUAUCAGC
Molecule: messenger RNA, 1296 nt
Organism: Marchantia polymorpha subsp. ruderalis
Lineage: Eukaryota; Viridiplantae; Streptophyta; Marchantiopsida; Marchantiales; Marchantiaceae
Source: the annotation of a GenBank genome assembly